Messenger RNA from Hansenula anomala, 1116 nucleotides. RefSeq names its product putative GTPase MTG1 (gene MTG1). The record is from RefSeq and is a predicted model, not a curated record. The coding region runs from base 29 to 1078 and encodes 349 amino acids. Gene Ontology annotation, molecular function: GTP binding; GTPase activity. Gene Ontology annotation, cellular component: mitochondrion. Lineage: Eukaryota; Fungi; Ascomycota; Saccharomycetes; Phaffomycetales; Wickerhamomycetaceae. The transcript has a single exon.
UACAAUCACUUUAAAAGAGUAAGCCAAAAUGACUACAUUAUUAAAGAAAUUCAUACCCAGAACCAAAUUCCCUAAUUAUAGAGUCGCAUUAACAGAUUUCAAAGGACAUCAUGCCAAGGCACUGGCCAAAUUAGAUCAAAUAGCACCUCAAUUAGAUUUGGUAUUUGAGCUACGAGAUGCAAGAGCACCAAUCAGUACUAAAAAUGUAUUAUUAGAUCGUUCAUUAUCUCAUAAACCCAAGAUUAUAUUAUAUUCUAAAAAGGAUUUAGCUAAAUCAGAUAUCAAACUAUUAAACAAAUGGCAUAAAGAUGAAAAAUUCAUGUUGAUUAGUUGUAAAAGUCGUUCAGAUGCUACAAAGAUUAUUGAUAUUGCUAAAUUACAUUAUCAACAAAUGAAUCCACCACCACCUUUAGGAAUGAGAAUGAUUAUAACAGGGAUGCCUAAUGUUGGGAAGAGUACUUUAGUCAACACACUAAGGGCAGUUGGAAUGGGGUCUACUGCAAAAGUUGCCCAAACUGGUGGACAACCAGGUAUUACUAGAGCUACAAGUAAUAUUAUUAGAAUCUGUGAGGAACCACCAAUUUUAUUAUAUGAUACACCUGGUGUCUUUUUACCAAGGGUUGAGAAUUCACAAAGAAUGAUUGUGCUAAGUCUUGUUGGAGCAGUGAGUACACACAUUGUUGAUCCGGUUAUUCAAGCUGAUUAUUUGUUGUUUUUAUGUAAUUUACAAAAUCCAAAUUUAUAUUCAAGAUAUUUAAAACAUCCAUCAAAUGAGGUUUAUACGUUAUUAUCUAAAGUUGCUAAAAGGAAUAACAUGUAUAAUUAUAGACUCAAGUCUUAUGAUGAAAAAAAUGCAGCUAUUCAUUUUGUUCAGAUGUUUAGAAAUGGUAAAUUGGGAGGUAAAGUUAAAUUUGAUGUUGAAACUAUAGUGAAGGAUGAUAUUUUCAACUAUCAGGAGUAUAAUAAACAAGAGACACAGAGAUUAGAAGAGAUGGAUAUUGUUCUGAAUAGGGCCAAGCCUAAGGAUCGUAACACAGAGGAGGAUAAGAUUGCCAGAAGAGUGAACAAGUUGUUUUGAUGAAUAUUGUAUAUAGUACUGAAUGGUCACGUGACAGG